AUGCUAGCUCGGGGCCUCUCUCGGGGCUGGAGAGGCAUCUGUGCUGCUGCCCUCACAGGAGCCCCCUUCUCUCAGGUACCCUCCCAGGUCCCUCGAGGCCUCCACUGCAGCGUAGCCACCCACAGCUCUGGCUCAUCUCUGGUCCCGAGGCCACCUGAGCCCCCGCGGCAGCCGGCCAAGCCCCCGGCCCCCCACGAAGAGCUGUUUAGGCUGGCGCCAGAUGGGGCCCGGGACAAAGCCAGCUUUGUGCAGGCUGUGCAGAACUUUGGGCAGCACAACGUGCACAAGCGGGGCCACGUCGACUUCAUCUACCUGGCCCUGCGCAAGAUGCGGGACUACGGCGUGGAGAGGGACCUGGCCGUCUACAACCUGCUGCUCGACAUCUUCCCCAAGGAGGUCUUCCAGCCUCGCAACAUCUUCCAGAAGAUCUUCAUCCACUACCCGCGGCAGCAGGAGUGCGGGCUUGCCGUCCUGGAGCAGAUGGAGAGCCACGGGGUGAUGCCCAACAAGGAGACCGAGUUCCUGCUGCUUCAGAUAUUUGGGCGCAAAAGCUACCCCAUGCUCAAGUUUGUACGCAUGAAGCUGUGGUUCACCCGCUUCAAGAACGUCAACCCCUUCCCUGUGCCCCGGGACCUGCCCACGGACCCUGUGGACCUGGCCACACUAGGCCUGCGUCGCAUAGAGCCCGACCUCAGCGCCAAGGUCACCAUCUACCAGAUGGCUUCAUCCAGAGACUCCACAGGUACAGCAGAUCCCCCUGAGCAGCAUAUUGUAGGUAUCCAGAGUCCUGAUCAACAGGCCGCCCUGGCCCGCCACAACCCAGCCCGGCCUAUCUUCGUUGAGGGCCCCUUCUCCCUGUGGCUUCGUGACAAAUGUGUCUACUACCACAUCCUGAGGGCAGACUUGGAGCCCCCUGAGGAGAGGGAAGUGGAGGAGAUUCAAGAGGAAUGGAACCUCUACUACCCCAUGCAGCUGGACUUGAAGUAUGGUAGAAGCGCCUGGGAUGACUAUGAGUUUGACAUUGAUGAAGUGGAAGAAGGCCCUGUCUUCGCCAUAUGUAUGGCAGGUGCCCAUGACCAGGCUACACUGGCCAAGUGGAUCCAGGGCCUGCAGGAGACCAACCCAGCCCUGGCCCAGAUCCCCGUGAUCUUCCGCCUGACAGCGUCCACUGGGGAGCUCCAGGCAUCCUCCUCAGGACUGGAGGAGCCCUGCCCGCCACCCCCCCAAGAGGAGGAAGAAGAGGAAGACAAAACGCAGCGACAGCAGCAGGGCCAGAGCUGA
Pipistrellus nathusii (Nathusius's pipistrelle) is the source of this 1281-nucleotide messenger RNA. NCBI's taxonomy places the organism in Eukaryota, Metazoa, Chordata, Mammalia, Chiroptera, Vespertilionidae. The record is from the annotation of a GenBank genome assembly.